GGCUGCACACGCGCCGCGAUGGGCUCUCUGCCCGCAGCCGCGAACUGGACGGAGGGCGCGGACACCGGGAACCUGAGCGCGGCUCUCCGCACAGGGGCGGCGGCGGGAGCGGCUGAGGCUGAGUGGCUGCACCAGCUGGUCCAAGCCGGCAACCUGUUGGCCUCCUCCUCCGCGCCGGCACCGCCCGCGGCCUCCCUGGCGCCUACACAGGCCCCGGCCAACCUCACCAACCAGUUCCUGCAGCCAUCCUGGCGCAUCGCCCUCUGGUCCCUGGCGUAUGGCGUGGUGGUGGCCUUGGCGAUCUUUGGGAAUCUCAUCGUCAUCUGGAUCAUCCUGGCCCACAAGCGCAUGAGGACCGUCACCAACUACUUCCUCGUGAACCUGGCUUUCUCCGACGCCUCCAUGGCUGCCUUCAACACCUUGGUCAACUUCAUCUAUGCGCUUCACAGCGAGUGGUACUUCGGCGCCAACUACUGUCGCUUCCAGAACUUCUUUCCUAUCACGGCGGUGUUCGCCAGCAUCUACUCUAUGACGGCCAUUGCGGUGGACAGGUGAGGAGAGAAUAGGGAGGAGUGGGGAGAAGGGAGAGAGUAGAGCUGGGCAAUGGGAUGAGG
Molecule: messenger RNA, 614 nt
Organism: Ailuropoda melanoleuca (giant panda)
Lineage: Eukaryota; Metazoa; Chordata; Mammalia; Carnivora; Ursidae
Product: neuromedin-K receptor-like
Exons: 1
Coding region: 19-555 (178 amino acids)
Biological process (GO): positive regulation of flagellated sperm motility; G protein-coupled receptor signaling pathway
Cellular component (GO): sperm midpiece; plasma membrane
Molecular function (GO): tachykinin receptor activity
Source: RefSeq, a predicted model, not a curated record